UGGUUAGCUAGCUCUCGAAUAGACAGAGAAAGCAAGAGAGAGAAGACUGCUCUUGUUGUAUCAGAUUCAAAACUCUUUUUCACUAGAGAAGCCGAGCAAAGCAAGGAGGGAGGAGGGGCAAAUGUUAAUUUUUCCCGUUGGAGCAACCCUCCCGGAGAAGAGAAGUAGCUCCUACUCAUAGAUAGAUUACUCUAGCCCCACCUCCCUCUCUCUCUCUCUCUCUACAAAACCAGGGGAGAAAGUUCCAGAUCAAAACCCGCAACCGCCAGCAAGGGGUCACCAUCGUCAUUUUCUCUCAGAUCCGAAGCUCAGAGCUAAACCGAACUGCUUGCUUGAUUAGGCGAAGCUGAGCUGAAAGCGUAGAGAGAGAAGGUUCGUGACUCGUGCGGCCGUAGGAUUUUGGGAAGGAAGGAUGGAGAGGAGUACGCCGGUGAGGAAGCCCCACACUUCCACUGCAGAUCUACUCACUUGGUCGGAGACUCCACCUCCCGAGUCUCCGUCGCUCACCUCCGCCGCCAGGUCGCACCAGCCCUCCGAUGGAAUCAGUAAGGUGGUGUUCGGUGGUCAGGUGACUGAUGAAGAAACUGAUAGUCUCAACAAACGGAAACCAUGUUCUGGACACAAGAUGAAGGAAAUGACCGGCAGUGGCAUUUUCUCUGGUAAGGGAGAACAUGAAGAAGACGAAUCUGGAAAUGCAAAUCUUACCCCUAAUGCUAGAACAGGGAUGAGAAUGUAUCAGCAAACUCUUGCUGGAAUCAGUCACAUUUCUUUUGGAGAAGAAGAGAGCGUCUCUCCUAAAAAACCUGCUACCUUGACUGAGGUUGCCAAGCAGCGAGAGCUAAGUGGUACAUUGGAAAGUGAGGCCGAGGCAGAGGCCAGGCUGAAGAAGCAGCUCUCUGAUGCUAAGUGCAAAGAGCUGAGUGGAAAUAACAUUUUUGCACCUCCACCAGAAAUUUUGCCACGCCCUGCAACUGUCCGAGCUUUGGCACUCAAGGAAAGCAUAGAGCUGGGUGAACCUGCUCUGCGGGAUAUGUCAUCGGAAGACAACCUGAAGACAGCAAAGAAAAUUUACGACAAAAAGUUCUCGGAGCUCUCAGGAAACGACAUCUUCAAGGGCGAUGUGCCUCCAUCGUCGGCGGAGAAGCCAAUUAGCAACGCGAAAUUGCGAGAGAUAAGUGGAAACAACAUCUUCGCCGACGGGAAGGCAGAGCAUAGGGAUUACUUUGGUGGAGUCCGGAAGCCUCCUGGCGGGGAGAGCAGCAUUGCCUUGGUCUAACAUGGUGGUUGCUUGCUUUGCUUGGCUUUGUUUCAGUAGGAAGGAGGUCCGUCUAACUGUGUGUUCUUCACUGGUUUACUGUUUAUUUUUUUGGUUCUACUCCUAGUGGUGACCUGUUUAUUAUGACGAUGAUGAUAAUGGUAUUAUUAGUAUGAUUAUUAGUUUAUUACGAUUAUUAUUCGACUUUUUUCUCUAUGGCCUUCUGGGGUUUCGACCAUGUGGGAACAUUGUUUAUUACUUUAUUAUGCUGUAGUGGUGUGGUUUAACAUUGUCAACCAAUAUUCUCGACUCU
Molecule: messenger RNA, 1568 nt
Organism: Linum tenue
Lineage: Eukaryota; Viridiplantae; Streptophyta; Magnoliopsida; Malpighiales; Linaceae
Source: the annotation of a GenBank genome assembly